Schizosaccharomyces osmophilus is the source of this 546-nucleotide messenger RNA. RefSeq names its product exosome subunit Csl4 (gene csl4). Lineage: Eukaryota; Fungi; Ascomycota; Schizosaccharomycetes; Schizosaccharomycetales; Schizosaccharomycetaceae. Gene Ontology annotation, cellular component: nuclear exosome (RNase complex); cytoplasm. Gene Ontology annotation, biological process: RNA processing. Gene Ontology annotation, molecular function: RNA binding. The record is from RefSeq and is a predicted model, not a curated record. Bases 1 to 546 code for a protein of 181 amino acids. The transcript has 2 exons.
AUGAGUCUCGUUUUGCCUGGACAAACUGUCGCUAGAGGUGUUGCAAAUGGCGAAGGCACAACCACCAAAGGCGAUUUUGUGAUUUCAACUCGGGCUGGCAUUUUUGAUCCCAAGACAAUCUCUGUUAGGUUCCCUGAAAAGAUAGAAGAGACGGGAAUAUUACCGAAAGUUGGGUCUCUCGUUUUGGCUCGAGUGACAAGGAUUAAUGUUCGACAGGCUACCGUUAGCAUAAGCGUUGUGGACGAUAUUUGUGUUAAAGAAGAAUUUCAAGGAGUCAUUCAUGUUCAGGAUAUUCGUGCUAGUGAAAAAAAUAAAGUGAAAGUCCAAAAUUCUUUCCGACCAGGUGAUAUUGUUCGAGGUUUGGUGCUUUCUCUAGGAGAUGGAUCCGCUUAUUUCUUGACCACAGCGCGCAACGACUUGGGCGUUAUUUUUGCCCAAUCGAGUGAAACCGGUGAACAAAUGUUCCCAGUUGACUAUCAACAUAUGCAGACAGAAUCCGGAUUCACUGAGCAAAGGAAAUGCGCAAAGCCCGUUUUGGAUGAGUAG